GGGGGGGGGGGGGGGAUAGAGGGGAUAGAGUGUUGGAUCAUUCUCAUCUAAUCUAGCCUGUCGCUCUGUUAUCUAUCUCUCCACCGAACCAAAACGAAACCGCCGCCACCCGCUCGCCGGUCACCCUGUCUCCUUUCUCACUGUCUACCUCCGUCAGUCAAAUACACAGCGCAGUCACAACUGCUGAGCAGAUUUAUACAACACCCCUCCGACCCAGCAGCAUGCCCUCGGAGGGGGACAUCGAGAUGCACAGUCUCGCCGCCAAGGAGGACAUAAUGCUGGCCCAGCAGGGCAGCAGCAGCAACCACAGCAUGCGCCGCGAGCCCAUAUACGACGACAACACGCGCGGCCCCAGCGCCCUCCGCCGCUGGGCCGACAGCUUCCGACGCGACCCGGGCAUACGCAUCACACCAAAGGAGGUCCCCCUGUAUCUAGACCGCGAUCAGGUGCACCACCACCACAUUCACCACGAGCAGUACCACCACCCGCCGCCGCCACUACCGCCCCAGGUGCCCAUGCGCGAACACGAUGGCGAGCGAUACUACGACCUGCGCAGCGCCACUCUGGCUACCGUCAACACUGGCCUGUCGCGCGAGCUCAAGGGCCGCCACCUGCAGAUGAUAGCCAUAGGAGGCUCCAUAGGAACUGGUCUGUUUGUCGCAUCCGGCAAGGCCCUCGCCACCGGCGGGCCCGCCUCGGUCUUGCUGGCAUAUUGUAUCAUCGGCGUCAUGCUGUACUGUACCGUACAUGCCCUGGGAGAGCUGGCCGUCGUGUUCCCAGUCGCAGGUUCCUUCUCGGCGUUUUCGACCCGCUUCCUGGAUCCUUCCUGGGGGUUUGCGAUGGGAUGGAACUACGCCCUGCAGUGGCUUGUCGUUUUACCCCUCGAAAUAAUAGCAGCCUCCAUGACUAUACAAUACUGGGAUCCCAGCGUGAAAAGAGCCGUGUUUGUGGCAAUAUUCUUGAUGGUCAUAUUGGUCAUCAACUUGUUCGGCGUCAAGGGAUAUGGUGAAGCCGAGUUUAUAUUUGCCAUAGUCAAGGUGACGGCUGUUAUUGGCUUCAUACUCCUGGGCAUCGUCAUAAAUGUCGGUGGCACCACAACAGAGGGAUACAUCGGGACCAAGUAUUGGCACAACCCGGGCGCAUUCAACAAUGGCUUCAAGGGGCUCUGCUCCGUCUUUGUCCAGGCCGCCUUUGCGUUUGCCGGUACGGAGCUCGUCGGCCUCGCCGCCGCCGAGACGGCCAACCCGAGAAAAUCUCUCCCGACGGCCAUCAAGCAGGUCUUUUGGCGCAUCACGCUCUUCUACAUCGUGGCCCUGACCAUCGUCGGCUUCCUGGUUCCGUACGACUCGAAACGCCUGCUGGCCAGAAACAUCGCCGACGCCGCUGCGUCCCCCUUUGUCAUCGCUAUCGAGAGCGCCGGCAUCGAGGUUCUUCCGUCCAUCAUGAACAGCGUUAUCCUCAUCGCGGUGCUCAGCGUCGGCAACAGCGCCGUCUUCGGCUCCAGUCGCACCUUGGCCGCCCUCGCCGACCAGGGCCAGGCCCCGCGCAUCUUGGCCUACGUCGACCGCCGCGGCCGCCCCCUUGUGGCCAUUCUUCUCAGCAUGUCUAUCGGCCUGCUGGCCUUUGUGGCCGACUCGGAUAUACAGCAGGAGCUGCUCGACUGGCUCCUCGCCAUCUCGGCCCUCAGCUCCAUCUUCACCUGGGGCAGCAUCUGCCUGUCGCACAUACGCUUCCGCCGCGCCUGGAGCAAAAAGGGCCGCUCGCUCGGCGAUCUCGCCUUUCGCGCCCAGCCGGGCCUGGCCGGUUCGUGGAUCGGCUUUUUGCUAAACGCCAUCUUCCUCGUCGCCCAGUUCUGGGUCGGCGGCUGGCCGCUCCCACCCGUCACGGGCGAGGAGAUGACGCCCCUCUCCAUCGCCGGCGAGUUCUUUCUGCAGUGCAUGGCCAUCCCCAUCGUCCUCAUCAUGUGGCUCGGCCACAAGCUCUACUACCGCACCAGCCUCGUCCGCACCGACGACAUGGACAUCGACACGGGCCGCCGCGACUUUAACCUCCCCAUCCUCAUGGCCCAGGAGUACGAGGAAAAGCUCAACUGGCCGCGCUGGAAGCGUCUGUAUAGGUUCUUUUGCUGAUUUUUCCAUUUGGGAUUUUCGGGGCGUUUAUUUCUAUUUUAUUUUCUGCAACUUUCAAAAACCUGAAAGCCACUUCCUCCUUUUUUUAUAUGAUUUUUCCGCCUCAUGACUUUUUUAAUGCGCCAUUUGUGCUGAGACGGAGGCUCUUUGAACCUGGAGGGUUUGCCAUCCGCAAUGGCUGUUCUCUCUGUACUCUGCCAUAUUUCUCCUUUUUUUCCUGUAUUUAAUUACAUAUACCCCACGAACGUGACCAUGAACAAUACAACAAUGACCUCGAAACAUCGAGGCCAUUUGUC
Molecule: messenger RNA, 2425 nt
Organism: Pyricularia oryzae 70-15
Lineage: Eukaryota; Fungi; Ascomycota; Sordariomycetes; Magnaporthales; Pyriculariaceae
Product: general amino-acid permease GAP1
Exons: 3
Coding region: 222-2129 (635 amino acids)
Biological process (GO): amino acid transmembrane transport
Cellular component (GO): membrane
Molecular function (GO): amino acid transmembrane transporter activity
Source: RefSeq, a predicted model, not a curated record